Hippocampus comes (tiger tail seahorse) is the source of this 4486-nucleotide messenger RNA. RefSeq names its product sperm associated antigen 17 (gene spag17). The transcript has 32 exons. Bases 464 to 4468 code for a protein of 1334 amino acids. Gene Ontology annotation, cellular component: axonemal central apparatus. Gene Ontology annotation, biological process: axonemal central apparatus assembly; epithelial cilium movement involved in extracellular fluid movement. The record is from RefSeq and is a predicted model, not a curated record. NCBI's taxonomy places the organism in Eukaryota, Metazoa, Chordata, Actinopteri, Syngnathiformes, Syngnathidae.
UGGCAAAGUGACAGGAACAUGAGACAUUUGAAGUAGGUCACUGGCACUUUGUGCCAGUACAGGGCUGACUUUGUCACACUUGGUCAGCCUUCCUAUGUCCUUGUUUACUUUGAUGCUUUUUGUCCCCCUCCCACUCACCUGCUUUAUUUAUAAAGCAUCAAACUUGGUUUUUGUGCUACUGGGCAAACGUUGAAACAGCCUCUUUUUCUAUCGAUGAUUCGAUACUGCCACCUAGAGGAUGCUGCAAGUAAUUUAGCCACCACAGUCCAGCAAGUUUUGUUUUGAUUUUAUUACAGUACUGUACUUUGAAAGGUGCCGGAAGCUCUUCGCGUGUUUCCCAGAAUAACUUCCUGUGUGGUUGUCAUGGGCGACACGGACGCGGGGAGACUCCACACGGUCCAGCGUGGGUAUUUUGGCGUUUUUUUGGGUCAAAAUUAAAUCCCUGGCAAUUGUCUGAAGCGAAAUGCCACCCAAGGGUGCAAAAAAAGGCGCGGCAGCGAAGAAGACCGCCGCCGCACAGGGUCCUGACGUCCAGACUUGGGAGAGUGGUCUCGCCAAUGCACAGUUUGACGAGGACAACUGGCAAGCGUGCGUGUGCGUCUUGGUGGGUCGAAGUCCGGACGACGAGGACCUGAUCCGGCUGGUGGCUCGGGCCGUGCAGCAACCGCAGCGCAAACUUUUCACCUCGCUCGCUUGGGAGGACACCGAGGCCAAGAUUCGAGAAUAUGGGAAUCCCAAAGCAAAAAAACGUGACGCUUUUCCUCAGUACUACGAGGUGACGGCGCCCGCCAGGGAGUUGCUCGAGGCCCACGAGGAGAUCCCUGCUGAACUCAUGGCGCAAAUAAUCAAGUUUAUGCUGCUGCAGGUGAAAGAGAGUGACCAGCGGAGGCGAAAAACAGAGCAAGUUCGAGCUGCUGCUCCUGUCGCCAAAGGAAAAGCAGGAGCAAAAGGCAAAGACAAGAAGGCAAAGGAUGAGCCGCCUCCGAAACCCAAAACAAAACUUAAACGCAGGGAUGAUGUCGAGCCACCCAAGUACAUAAACGACGAGCCCAACGACGGCCCUCAACAUUACAUCCUGCUGAUGGGCUUCCACCAGCCUCAACUGGUGGGGACGCUGGAUGGCGCCGGCGUGCACGUCGCCAACGUCAUCAGGCUGAGCGCCACGCAUCCGCCCUGCGAAGAGGACCACGAGCAGGAUGAGGAAAACCCCGAGCCCAACGCGGAUGAAAUUGCUGCCAAAGAGGCGAGGGCUGCACAGGCCAAAGUACUGGACCACUUCUGGGGAGCACUGAGGCAAGUUUUGGACAACGGAGGAGCAAACUCCAGACUCCACAACGUGGCUCAGCUGGAAUACGCCGUCCCGGACUCGUUGAUGCCCUUUGACCGGCAGGAUUUCGACUCUGUGAUGGCGGUGGCGACCCAAAUGUUCGACGACGUGGCCAAUCUCAUCUAUGACUGCCUGGACUGGCGCAGGCAGCACCAGCACUACUUGGACAGCGCCAACUUCAUACGUGUGCCCUCUGUGGUCUCGGGGCAGGACGCUCCACCACCUGCAGAGACUGGAGCUACUGUGUCCCCACGUUCGAAGAAGCCAGGACGCCCUCCAGCCCCAAAAAAGCCGCCGUCAUCUCUGACCACCGACGUGGACAUGAAUCACUACAGCAGCCUCAUGGAGCACGUCCCGGCCGAGGCCUGCUCCGUGCCGCUCAUCUUGCACUGCAUGCUGGAACAGGUUGUGUUGUCAAGUGAGCAGCCCCCGCCGUCGCAAGCGCCUGACGACUCUGACCCCGAGACCGCUCCCGGUCUGGAUCAUCACGUGGUGGGCCAAAUGCUGCAAAACGUCUUGCCUGAGGUCGAACCAGGGGACGAGAAGAGAGACUUGCUCGACAGUUUGUUGACCACUGUACAGAGGCAAGAGGACAAGGAGAUGCUUAAGGAGCAGUUUCAGGUUGAGGUGUCACCGAGAACGCCCGAGCAGCCUGUCAUUAUCAGACACCAUGAUGAAAGGGCGCUGCGCUUAAUUGGCAUAACUGGGACUCAAGGUUUGGAUCCAGCCCAGGAGGAGGCGGCCAUGAUGAAGCAGUCGCCCGCGUGGAGGCUCAUCAACUCUGUGGCUCAGCGGCGCUCCAACAGCUCCUGCUGGAGGGCCAUCAAACAGCAGCUCCAGCGCCAAUGCACCGAUGAUGAGGUGUCAUGGCCGCAGGUGGAGCGCUUCCUUCACCAGAGCGUGUUUGAGAGCAUGCAAUUGACUGGAUUGGAUGAAGACGGUGUUCUGGGAAAAGACUGCAGACCUUUAGGAAUGGUGCACCAUGCCAAAAAACCCCCCGUCAACCCCUGGGACAACCCGUUGUCCUUCGCGAAGCAGAAGCUUCGCAACCAACGCAAGAAAUCUUCAAUGUUUCUCCAAGACGACUCGACAGAUUCUACAGAGAUCAGCGAGCGCCUAGUUGUCCAGCUGGACCUGAAUGACAUUCAGAGUUGCCGAUUGAGGUCCCUGAAGGAUUGGCACUAUGUUGAACACCACGAGGCGGCCGUCUUUCCUCAGGUCCUCCAGUCGGCUGCCCAGCAGUAUCGCUGUCUGGACACACUCAGAGGAAGUCAUAAUAACGUCUUGUACAUUUUCUGCCACAAUCCCAUGAGUUCCAAUCGCUUGUGCAAGGAGUUCUGGGACGUAGCCAUUCACACGGAUGUCAAGUUCAGGACAUAUUUGGAGCAUGUAGCAGACACCAUCAGAGACUGGAUUGAGAAAGAGGAGCUAAAGAAGCAGGAGUUGGAGAACACCCAAAUAAGUCCAGCGCAAGAGUCAGAAAAUUGCACAGAGGAAGAUGAGGAGUCACAAGUGGCUUAUAUCACAAAAAACUCACUCAAAGCUGCCAGGCUGGAGGAGGAAAGGCUGAAGGAAGAGGAAUCCAAAAAAGGCAAGAAGCCGGCCAAGGCGGCGGGGGGAAAAAAGCAGAAGCCGGCGAAGGACGCGAAGUCCGCCGAUGCCAAGAAAAGCGACAAAUCCGCCAACACGGGCAAGAGCAAAACGACCACCAACAGCUCCACGGUCGCCGCCUCCGACCAGUCGCUUUCCAUUAAAACGGAAGACAAAGAGGAGGCCGGCAGUGGGUUCACGGGCUUCCACAUGGAUGGAAUGUUGGUCCAUCUGUCAGGGUCUCUCCAGUACCUCUUCCCUGCGGCUGGGGGAGACGUUACCGUGGAGACCGUCAGCUACGUUGAAGGUUCCAGAAUGCUGAAAGUGGCCGUGAAGCAAGACGGCCACCACUUCUACACGCACAUCAGCCCGACAUAUUUGGAGCAUGUAGCAGACACCAUCAGAGACUGGAUUGAGAAAGAGGAGCUAAAGAAGCAGGAGUUGGAGAACACCCAAAUAAGUCCAGCGCAAGAGUCAGAAAAUUGCACAGAGGAAGAUGAGGAGUCACAAGUGGCUUAUAUCACAAAAAACUCACUCAAAGCUGCCAGGCUGGAGGAGGAAAGGCUGAAGGAAGAGGAAUCCAAAAAAGGCAAGAAGCCGGCCAAGGCGGCGGGGGGAAAAAAGCAGAAGCCGGCGAAGGACGCGAAGUCCGCCGAUGCCAAGAAAAGCGACAAAUCCGCCAACACGGGCAAGAGCAAAACGACCACCAACAGCUCCACGGUCGCCGCCUCCGACCAGUCGCUUUCCAUUAAAACGGAAGACAAAGAGGAGGCCGGCAGUGGGUUCACGGGCUUCCACAUGGAUGGAAUGUUGGUCCAUCUGUCAGGGUCUCUCCAGUACCUCUUCCCUGCGGCUGGGGGAGACGUUACCGUGGAGACCGUCAGCUACGUUGAAGGUUCCAGAAUGCUGAAAGUGGCCGUGAAGCAAGACGGCCACCACUUCUACACGCACAUCAGCCACGUUGUCCAUGCAGCGAGAAAUGACGUGAAAGAGCAUCCUGUCAAGACGACCGUAGAGACCAGGCGGGGCUUCUCGGCCUUGCUGGAUAACGGCGUCCGGCUGUCUUACAGCUUCGAAAGACCACCAGAGAAAAGCAAAGCCCCACAAGAGAGUCUCAAGGAAACAGAGAAAGGGCAGCAAGAGACGACGGUAGCGGAUCUGACCGACAUCCCAAACAACGACGGCACCCCUGCAGAGGUGCAGGUGCAGCCGUGUGAAAUCCAGCCAGAAGUGUGCCCGAGUCCAUUCAACAGCCUUAGCUUGUCUAUCCCGAGUGGCCUACUUGUGCAGUUUAUCCGUGAAGAUGAGGACCUGAGUAUGCUGGUGCGACUGAGUUUUCACGCCGCGGGCUGCCAGGGGCCUUGUCUGGCCAAAGAGGCGUCUCGCACCAUCACCAGUCAGGGAACCGUGAUCCGAUACAUGAAGGACUCCUCCAGCGAGGUGCUCUUUGCAGAUGGCACGGUCAGUUCCAGCUUGGAUUCUGGUCCAGUGUGGGUACAAGAAAUAGAAGAAGUAGAGGCUCCAGAUGGCAAGGGACCCACACUGAACUGAAGACACACGAACGCACGC